Molecule: messenger RNA, 1520 nt
Organism: Colossoma macropomum (tambaqui)
Lineage: Eukaryota; Metazoa; Chordata; Actinopteri; Characiformes; Serrasalmidae
Product: spindlin-Z-like
Exons: 6
Coding region: 251-1036 (261 amino acids)
Biological process (GO): gamete generation
Source: RefSeq, a predicted model, not a curated record
CGGGGGACGCUGUUUUGAGUGGGGGGCGCAGAAUCUUGCCUUUUCCAGUUUUCUCUCUUAAAGUGUUUAUAUCUGCCUUACACGGCUAAUAGCGCCACAUUAACUGCAGCUUUUUGUUUAGCAAUGAAGAAAAGAGCGAAAACCACAUUGCGGAGGGCAACACUGUAAACUGCUUUAAUACGCGACUCACACCUCAUGCUGUUGAGUGAGAAGAAGCUAAUCUUCAAAUCUGGCUUACAUCAUUGAAAGAAUGAACAGGUCUGGGAAGAUUUCAGGUCACCACCACCACUCCAGAGGAGCAAAAGCUGACGUGUCUGUGAGCAGGCCUAGGAUGAAGAAAAAAGGCUCGCAUAAGCAUAAGCACAGGCAUCAUGUGGGUCCUAGCAUCCUGGUUACCCCACCUAGACGAAAUAUUGUUGGCUGCAGGAUAAAACACAAAUGGAAAGAAGAUUGUUACAGUCCUAUAUCACAUUGGAGUGGGACAGUCCUAGACCAAGUUGCAGUAAACCCGUCUCUCUACCUCAUUAAGUACGAUGGCUUUGACUGUGUAUAUGGCCUGGAGAUUCUUAGAGAUGAGAGGGUUCAAGAUCUUGAAAUCUUACCUGACAAAAUCGCCUCAUAUCGAAUAAGUGACACUCGUCUAGCUGAGAUGAUCUUGGGUCGAGCUGUGGAGCACCAGUUUGAGAUGGGUGAUGGAUCAAAGAAUGGCUGGAGGGGGUUAGUGCUUGCCACAGCACCCAUGAUGCCCACAUGGUUUUUCAUUACCUAUGAGAAAGACCCUGUACUUUACUUGUACCAGCUUCUGGAAGACUACAAAGAGGGUGACCUUCGUAUACUUCCAGACUCGGAUGACCCUGUUAAAGCUAUGGAGCCAGGUGAAGUUGUUGAGAGCCUUGUUGGAAAGCAAGUGGAGUACGUGAAAGAGGAUGGCACGCAGAGGAUCGGCACAGUUAUUCAUCAGGUUAAGGCCAAACCAUCGGUGUACUUUAUUAAGUUUGAAGAUGACUAUCACAUUUAUGUAUAUGAUAUGGUUUGAUUCUGUGUAAUGUGAUAGAUUGAACUUGAGUUUUAAUAGGUCAUUCAAUAGAUAUUGCGCAGUUAUUCUAAAUUUUCCACUUCUCUGCGAUUUUCCAUUUGUCAGUUAAGACCAACGUUAAAGUUUGGCUCUCAUUUAUAAAUGGUAUGUACAGAAAAUGUAUUUAGAGUUUGUAGUUCAGUUCACUAUUGGCAGGUGUUACUAAAGCACUAAACCACUUUUUCUCAUGCCAGUUUACACAGAAUGCUUGACACAUGUUGCCGGAUCUCAUGCUGUGUUCACAUUCCCUGAUUGUACAAGUUUUAUAUGUACGCACACAAGCAGCGCCGUGAUGGCCUGUUUCUACAUCCUGUUUCCCAUUCUGGGUAUUGACCCUUUUGCUUGCAUUUGUUAAAUUAUUUCCUGGUGGUUUUUUUUUUCUUUUUUUGUUAUUUUUGGAAAUUUAACAUGUGCCUUUAAACUGGAAAUACUGCUGCCCUCGUUU